AUGUUGUCAUUUUUUAUUAUUGGAGUUAUCACUAGAAUCAUCACUGAAGUUGAAAUCAUUAUUGAAGUCAGGUAUGUUGCUGUUUUAAUUGCUGAAGUUAGUACUGGAAUUGUUGCUAGAGUUGAGUAA
Molecule: messenger RNA, 129 nt
Organism: Cetraspora pellucida
Lineage: Eukaryota; Fungi; Glomeromycota; Glomeromycetes; Diversisporales; Gigasporaceae
Source: the annotation of a GenBank genome assembly